Messenger RNA from Mesorhabditis spiculigera, 1896 nucleotides. Lineage: Eukaryota; Metazoa; Nematoda; Chromadorea; Rhabditida; Rhabditidae. The record is from the annotation of a GenBank genome assembly.
AUGAUAGCUAACCGCCUCGUACGCGACCCAGAAGCCCUUCCAAGCAGCUAUGAGCCGACGGCCGCCGAAAUGCGUGAACAACUUUCCGUUGCUCGUAACCUGCUCGCCAGCGCCCCAGCCCAAGAUGAGCAUACCGCCUCUACUCGACGACCUGAAACACUUGCAUGGAAUGAAUUGCGGCUUGCUCGCGACAACGCUGAUCAGCUUCUCGGCACCUUCGGAGCCCAUCUUGAUGCCCGCCAAGCCAAGCAGCCCGAACAUCUCGCUGCUGCCCAGCCCGAUCUGGAAGAACGCAAAACAGCGCCUACGCACGAUGUGCGAUUCUUGGAUGCUGACAUCGAUCAGAAGGUCGCCCACAUCGACGACUACCUGGCCGAGCUCCACGCCGAGAUCGAAGAUGAACAGGUGUGCGCCGAUUCCACCAAGCAAUUGGACGACGAACUAAACCGUCUUCUUGCGGAUAUCCUGCAAGUCAACGAUGUGAACAGCUUGAACGCCCUUGCCGAACAAGAACUUCCGGCACUGAAGGCUCAGCUCGACUUGCUGAAGGACAAAUGGCCAAGGCCAACGACACACGUCACCGUGUCCUCGCCGAUUCCCCCGUUUAUCCCCUCGAGGAGAAAUGCCAACGAAGCUGACAACGAGCGAUUGCUGCUGGUUCUCAACCUGCAGCUGGAGCAAGUCGAACAGCUCCCACUCGACAAUGUGUCUGUUGAACAGCUGGACGCUAUCGAGAAGCAGCUCGAGUCUCUGAAGCCUGCUGGCGCCGACCAAGUACCACCACAAGUCCAGGCUCAGCUCGACAAGAUCGCAGAGCUGAAGGCCCGCAAGGACAAGCACGACGCCGAUGUGGCCCACCUUGGAGCCGCUCUUGACGACAUUCGCAAGAAUCUCGACGAAGCGACAAGCUCGCCCAUCCCAAGAAAUGGGAAGGGAAAGAAGGGCAAGGAACAAUCUGUCCCGCCGACCACCGAUGCGCUCAAGGAAGUGGUGGCCAAGCUGGAGAACGAGGUGCUACCAGCCCUCGCCCAAGUCAACAAUCAAGCCGCCUCCACCCCUGGAGUCGAGCCCCAGCUUCAGGCUGCCAACGAGCUUCAAGCCAAGGCUCAAGAGCUGCUGGCCGAUGCCCAGAAACAACUGGACGACCAGAUGGCCGCCGAUGAGAAGGCAGCUCGAGUCGAAGCCAAGCUUCUCGGAGAUCAAGGUGACCCCAGAUACCAUGGUCGCUUUGCAACGCGCCGACGAGCCACCGCAGGACGAUCAAGACGAACUGCAGAAGCGCGAACAGGCUGCCGAUUCGGAUAUUGGUCAGCUGGAGGCGAAGCUGCUCGAGAUCAACCAACUUCUCGCCAGCGACGACCUCAGCCCCGAGCAACGCAAGGAGCUCGGAGAAGACCAAGGCCGACACCGAGAGCUUCACCUGGACAAGUUGCGCAGAUUGAAGGAUGCGCUCCUCGACAAAUGGCCAAUCUCACCAAGUACGGUCAGGAGAAGCAGAAGCUUGACUCGGCUGCCGAGCCUGUUGAAGUGGCGCUGAACACCAUCUUUGACAAGUAUGCCAACCAGGCUCCUCAGCCAUUCGUCGUCGGAAAGGACGACUUGAGCCGAGCCGACGAGGUGAAGUCACAGCUGGCUGAUUUGGCACGAUCCGUGGCUGCCGCCAAGGAGUGGUUGCACGACAAUCUGCCAUCUCGCGAAGCCGACCUUGACGCCCAGCUGGAUGAUCUCAAGUGGAAACAAGAGAACCUGAACAGCCUCGUCGACGAAUUGGCCAACGAAGUGCAAGCUGGCGAUGCCAUCCGAGCUGACUAUGAUCAACUGCUGCCCUUGUCGCCGAUAUUGAGAACCGGGCGAUGGCAGCUCGUCAGACCGGAGAUCUGUCCGAUCCGGCUGCGC